Drosophila montana is the source of this 2329-nucleotide messenger RNA. Its product is annotated as lethal (1) G0469. The transcript is spliced from 4 exons. The record is from RefSeq and is a predicted model, not a curated record. Lineage: Eukaryota; Metazoa; Arthropoda; Insecta; Diptera; Drosophilidae. Bases 608 to 1519 code for a protein of 303 amino acids.
AUUUGGCUUUCGAGUCUCUAGCGGUGCAGUAGCAGCAACAGCAGAAGCGAGCAAAACACAAAAGCAACAAACGGCGUUCAGCGAAAAACACGAACAUACCGAAACCGAAGAAACCGCUGUGAAAAGAAAAUACAAAAAAAAAAAAAAAAAAAAGACCAGACCAAACCAAACAAAACAUAAGCAAGAAAAUUUACAGGCACUCGGGCACAGACGAUUUUUUUACAUUGUUGUUUUAAUUGAAUUGAAACACAAAUUUGUGCUCCUAUUUGCGCAUUUUAAUUUUUAUUUAACUGCAGGCAGCAUUUUGAUUAACUCUAGUGCAAAGCACUUGUGCUCUAUUUUUUAUUCUUGUUGCCCCUUGUAUAAAGGCAAAACAAAAUCAAAGGAAAUUCUAAUUGGAACAAUAGGCCUGAGGCAAAACAACGAUAAGCGGGCGUAUACAAAACAAACGAGAAACGUCUUAGAAGAAAAAAAAAUAUAAUAUAAAAAAAAGAAAGAAAAAGGGGAAGAGAAAAACGCGCGCGCACUGCAAGUGUGAAUUAGUGAAAGUUACGCGCGCGUGUGCAACGACACAGGCCACGCCCAUACCGCCAAAAACGCCCACACAAUGAACCGAUCAAACAGUUUUGUCAGCUCACUGAAAUGGUGGCCACUGCAGGGCCACAACAAUCAGGCAACGCCAGCGCCAGCAGCGCCAUCGAACGGCUACUCACAGUCGGCGCCCAGCUCUCCCACAUCCAAUUGGCCGCCGUCGCUGCAGCAGCACAAGCUCAGCGUCGGCGCCAAUGUGAACGCCACAUUUGGCAGCAGCGUCGCCGUACAAAAGCUGCGCGAAUCCAAAUGGUUCAAGCCCGAAGAGCAGAGAAUUUUCUGCGCUGUCGUCGAGUGCGGCUUCAUUGUGGAGGUGCGCAGCAGUGCCGCUGCCGAAGCCGCUGCCGUUGCAGCCGCGGCUGCCGCCGCAGCGGCCUCUGCCAAUGAUGCCGAUUCCCUGGACAUCGAUUGCCCGCCCCUGACAUUGGCGCCGCCACUGAUUAUACCCCGUAACGGCAGCAGCAGCAUAAGCUUUCUCGAAGCGCAGGAUGAGAACGAGACGCCGGUAGCGUCAUGGUACGGCAUCGUACUCUGCAAGGUGGCCAAAGACAAUAAACCAAAACCGGAAACCAUUGAGAUAUAUUCUGUGAAAAUACGCGAAAAUGGCACCUAUAAGCUGAUCAAAAUGUCAUUGGCCGACAUCUGGAGCCACGGCUGGGAGUUGCGCAUCAACAAUUUCGCUGACAAGGAGAAAACCCCGCACAACGAAAAGGACAUACGCAAUCAGGUGUCGCUGGCGCGCAAGGCCAAACAGAGUCUGUGGAACAACAACAAGCAUUUUGUGUAUUGGUGCCGUUAUGGCAGUCGCCAGCAGGAUGUGCGCAAGCGACAGAUGUCCGAGUGCGUGAAAUGGGGCAACGUUGGCAUGAAUGCGGGCAUGUUGCUGGUGCUCAAUAAUAGGCAAAAAUACCACUCCCACUCAAAGUAACUAACACAAAUACACACCUUUUUUUCUAGUGCAUAUAUAUGUACACACUAUCGCACAUAUACACACACACACACCAACACACACAUGCAUACCACAUUGCUUUAGCUAAAGGAAAGUAAAGACAAAAAAACAAAAUCCAAAGCAAAUUGUGAUAAGAUAGAUCAUGUUUUAAACAGCGACAAGCGACAACACACACAGCAGAAAUAUUUAUUUACAUAUGUUCAAUAUACAUAUAUACAUGUGUAUAUGCAUGUGUACAUAUGAACAAUAUAGAAGAAGCGAGCGCGAGAGACAGACAGAGAGAGAGAGAGAGAGAGAGAGCAGGCUCUUAAUAUGUUACUCUUUUUAAUUGGCAGUAUUAAAAUAAUAUAUCAAAAAAAUAACUGGCCUACAACAGCGUGCACACGCACACACACACACACACACACACACACACACACACCUACUUGCAACUAUUGUUUUUAAUACAUUUGCUGUUGCAACUUGAGCUACAAUAUGCAAAAACAAAUUGUAUUUAAAUUUGUAUAUUUGACAGAGAGAGAGACACACUGUGAAAUUCGAAAAGACUUAUUAACAAUUGGUUGUUUUUUUUUUUUUUUUUUUUUAUUAUAAUUAUUAUCAUUAUUUUUAUUAUGUAUUAUCAUAGCAAUUAUCAUAAUAUACCUAUUAUAUAUUAUUACUUUGUAAUAGGAAUAAAUACUAUGCAGGCAUUAUAAUUUCUUCUUGUUUCUUCGAUAUAAGCGCAGUCUAAACACAUACAAAAUAAACUUUAAACAAAAAAAAAAAGAAAAAAAGAAAAAAAAAAAGAAA